Bubalus bubalis (water buffalo) is the source of this 1511-nucleotide messenger RNA. It is a transcript of the gene PRSS27, whose product is annotated as serine protease 27. Gene Ontology annotation, molecular function: serine-type endopeptidase activity. The transcript is spliced from 6 exons. The record is from RefSeq and is a predicted model, not a curated record. The coding region runs from base 298 to 1320 and encodes 340 amino acids. Gene Ontology annotation, biological process: proteolysis. Lineage: Eukaryota; Metazoa; Chordata; Mammalia; Artiodactyla; Bovidae.
GGAGGGUCUCAUGGGCGGACUGCAGUCAGUUUAUGUGGGGCCUGUGGUCAGUUGGGGGGUGUGGUCAGCCAUGGUAGGGGGUAGAACUCCAGGCCACAAGCCGCCUAAAUGAGGCCUAUGCACCCUGGCCUCAAACCCUUGGGUGAGGGGUCUGGCCCCUUGGGGUUCAGGGCCAGGUCAUGGAGGAACCAGAGUUCUGGGGUGCCUCCUUCCUGUGGAGAGGAACUGGGCUGGCCGGGCUGACAGGUCCAGCGGCAUAGCCGAGCUGACACUCAUCUGCAGCAUAUAACCCACUUCAUGGAGCCCCGAACGUCGUGCUCGAGCACUCGGAACUCCUGCCACCGCUGUCCCCUGCCCGUCGGGCGCUCCAGCCAGGCCAAGACCAUGAGGCAGGUGCUAGCCGUGGUCCUGCUCAUGCUGCUGCUGCGGUCCGGGACUCGGGGAGGCGAGGCACUGAACGCCUGCGGCCGCCGGAGGAUGCUGAACCGGAUGGUGGGCGGGCAGAAUGCCUUGGAGGGCGAGUGGCCCUGGCAGGUCAGCAUUCAGAGAAACGGAAGCCACUUCUGCGGGGGCAGCCUCAUCACGGACCGGUGGGUCCUCACCGCCGCGCACUGCUUCUCCAACACCUCGGAAACAUCCCUGUACCAGGUCCUGCUGGGGGUGCUGCAGCUGGCGAGGCCAGGGCCACACGCCGUGUAUGCCCGGGUGAAGCGGGUCGAGAGCAACCCCCAGUACCAAGGCAUGGCCUCUAGCGCCGACGUGGCCCUGGUGGAGUUGGAGGCACCUGUGACCUUCACCAACUACAUCCUCCCCGUGUGUUUGCCUGACCCCUCAGUCGUCUUUGAGUCGGGCAUGAACUGCUGGGUCACCGGCUGGGGCAUCCCCGGUGAACAAGACAGCCUGCCCAAACCCCGGACCCUGCAGAAGCUUGCCGUGCCCAUCAUCAGCACGCCCAAGUGCAAUCUGCUCUACAGCAAGGAUGCAGAGUCCGGCUUCCAGCCCAGAACCAUCAAGGACGACAUGCUAUGUGCGGGCUUCGCUGAGGGCAAGAAGGAUGCCUGCAAGGGAGAUUCCGGGGGCCCCCUGGUGUGCCUCGUGGGCCAGGUGUGGCUGCAGGCCGGGGUGAUCAGCUGGGGCGAGGGCUGCGCCCGCCGGAACCGCCCAGGUGUCUACAUCCGGCUCACCUCCCACCACGACUGGAUCCACCGGAUCAUCCCAGAGCUGCAGUUCCAGCGGGCAGGGCCAGGCGGUGCCCAGAAGCGGGACCCCCGGACCCGGCAGCCCCUCGGUUGGAACUCUGCACGCUACCCUGCCGCCUGAGCCGUCCUGGUCCUUGCAGCCCUGCUCGCCUUGCUCUGAGCCUUGCUCAGGCCGGUGGGCAGCGGCCGCCCAGGUCCAAGGUGUACAUUUGUAAAUAGCCCUCCAGUUCCCCCUCCUCUCAAGUUCCUGCUUAUUUUUAUUUAUGUUCACUCUCCAAUAAAGACCCAACCUCAGGGCUGGCUGCCUGGGUG